Molecule: messenger RNA, 1279 nt
Organism: Olea europaea var. sylvestris
Lineage: Eukaryota; Viridiplantae; Streptophyta; Magnoliopsida; Lamiales; Oleaceae
Product: clavaminate synthase-like protein At3g21360
Exons: 3
Coding region: 112-1089 (325 amino acids)
Molecular function (GO): oxidoreductase activity
Source: RefSeq, a predicted model, not a curated record
CACCUAAACAAAUCAAAAUGAUUGGAACAUUUUGUUUUGUCCGAUUAUCUCAAGAAUCCCACGACACACUAGAAAAGAAGAAAAAUGUGUAACAGAUAUUGAUAAUCAAAGAUGACUCAAAAUUUCUUCACAGAAAUCAAGAUUCCUCAGCAGAAAAUCUUUGAUGGGCUUGUUUUUCCCAAAGUAUUAUCUCCCGGCUCGAGAAAUUCAGUAGAAUUUCAUAGUUUUACUGACGCCAUUAAAGAUCAAAAGCCAUGGCUAGACUCUGUUCUGCAUCAACACGGCGCUAUUCUUUUUAGGGGUUUUUCAGUACCCACUGCUGCUGACUUCAACGACGUCGUUGACGCGUUUGGAUACGAGGAAUUGCCGUAUGUGGGCGGCGCUGCUCCGAGGACUAACGUUGUUGGCCGAGUUUUCACUGCCAAUGAAUCCCCGCCAGACCAAAAAAUCCCUUUCCAUCACGAGAUGGCUCAGGUUCCCGAGUAUCCUUCCAAACUGUUUUUCUUUUGUGAAGUGGAGCCUGUUAAUGGGGGAGAAACCCCUAUUGUUCUAAGUCAUGUUGUCUAUGAGAAGAUGAAAGAGAAUUACCUGGACUUUGUUCAAAAAUUGGAAGAGCAUGGAUUAAUAUAUACUCGAGUACUGGGAGAAGAGGACGACCCUUCAUCCCCAAUUGGCCGUGGGUGGAAGUCGACGUUCUUGACUAAAGAGAAGAGUGUGGCCGAGGAAAGGGCUGCUAAGUUAAACAUGAAGCUGGAAUGGACGGAGGAUGGAGUGAAAACCAUAAUGGGCCCUAUCCCAGCAAUUAAAUUCGACAAAACAAGACAGCGCAAGAUUUGGUUCAACAGCAUGGUUGCUGCUUAUACCGGCUGGGAAGAUGCACGAAAUGAUCCGGUCAAGGCAGUCACUUUUGGGGAUGGAAAACCAUUACCAUCUCAUAUUAUCUACGACUGUCUAAGAAUCUUAGAAGACGAAAGUGUUGUCAUACCAUGGAAGGAAGGAGAUGUGUUAUUGAUCGAUAAUUUGGCUGUUCUUCACUCUCGAAGGCCAUUCUCUUCUCCUCGACGCGUCUUGGCUUCACUUUGCAAGUAAGAGAAGUUCUCUGGCAAUAGCUUGCUGAAUCUUUGUAUCUAAAUAACGCUUUCUAAGUCUUAAUUAUAAUAAUUUUUCCUUCAGUUCUGUUCAAGCACAAUUAUCAUAUGCCGUGGAAAAAUAUUUGACCUGUACCCCGUAUAUAUGAAAUAAAAGUUUCUGUAUGUGGUGCGAGGCUUGAGGUUUUCAU